Molecule: messenger RNA, 4527 nt
Organism: Pseudoliparis swirei
Lineage: Eukaryota; Metazoa; Chordata; Actinopteri; Perciformes; Liparidae
Gene: ahcyl2b
Product: adenosylhomocysteinase like 2b
Exons: 17
Coding region: 94-1899 (601 amino acids)
Biological process (GO): L-methionine cycle
Cellular component (GO): cytosol
Source: RefSeq, a predicted model, not a curated record
AAUGCACCUCGACACAGUCGCUUCGCUGCUCACAUCCGCUUGACUCGCUAUUUGUGUUUGGCAAAAAAAAGAGGACUUUGUGAAACUGCAGCGAUGUCAGUCCAGGUUGUGGCAGCGAAAAUGGCAGAGGUCGAACUCAAAGACGUUCCCACCGGCAAAGACGCACUGGCUGGCUCCCCGAUGACACCGACCUCGGAGGGCAAGACCCUCGGCAGAAACGACCCGCACGAGGCCGGCUUCUCCGCUGCCGCGUCCCCAACAGCGGAGCCCUCCGCGAAAGCCGGAGAAGGCAGCCUGGGUUUGCUCAACCCGAACUCCGCGAAGAUGCCGCAGGCGUCGGCCAUGAAGCGGACCGACCCGCAGCAGAACGGCGGAGAGGCUUUCGUCAACCGCGACGGCACCGUGGCCGAGGCUCCGCGGAUGAAAAAGAUCCAGUUUGCGGACCAGAAACAGGAGUUCAGCAAACGUCCCUCCAAGAUCGGCCGGCGCUCCCUGUCCCGCUCCAUCUCCCAGUCGUCCACAGACAGCUACAGCUCAGCGGCGUCAUACACGGACAGCUCUGACGAUGAGACGUCUCCCCGGGACAAGCAGCAGAAGAACUCCAAGGGAAAUGGCGACUUCUGCAUCAAAAACCUCAAACAGGCCGACUUCGGCCGCAGAGAGAUCGAGAUCGCAGAGCAAGAGAUGCCAGCUUUGAUGGCGCUAAGGAAGCGAGCCCAGGGGGAGAAACCCCUCGCCGGCGCUAAGGUGGUGGGCUGCACCCACAUCACUGCCCAGACUGCUGUGCUGAUGGAGACUCUGUCAGCUUUGGGGGCUCAGUGCAGAUGGGCAGCCUGCAACAUCUACUCCACCCAGAAUGAAGUGGCAGCUGCCCUGGCAGAGGGAGGUUUCAGUGUGUUUGCAUGGAAGGGUGAGUCAGAGGACGACUUCUGGUGGUGCAUCGACCGCUGUGUCAACGUGGAAGGAUGGCAACCCAACAUGAUCCUGGAUGAUGGUGGAGAUCUGACUCACUGGAUCUAUAAAAAAUACCCCAACAUGUUCAAGAAGAUCAAGGGCAUUGUAGAGGAGAGUGUGACCGGCGUGCACAGGUUGUACCAGCUGUCCAAAGCCGGGAAGCUUUGUGUCCCGGCCAUGAACGUCAACGACUCGGUGACCAAGCAGAAGUUCGACAACCUCUACUGCUGCCGGGAGUCCAUCCUCGACGGCCUGAAGAGGACCACCGAUGUCAUGUUUGGAGGCAAGCAGGUGGUGGUGUGUGGAUACGGAGAGGUGGGAAAAGGCUGCUGUGCCGCCCUCAAAGCGAUGGGCUCCAUCGUCUACGUCACAGAGAUCGACCCGAUCUGUGCCCUGCAGGCCUGCAUGGACGGCUUCAGGCUGGUGAAACUGAAUGAGGUCAUCAGACAAGUGGACAUCGUCAUCACCUGCACAGGCAAUAAGAACGUGGUGGUGAGAGAGUACCUCGACCGCAUGAAGAACGGCUGCAUUGUCUGCAACAUGGGACACUCCAACACGGAGAUCGAUGUGGCGAGCCUGAGGACUCCUGAGCUGACCUGGGAGAGAGUUCGCUCUCAAGUGGACCACGUCAUCUGGCCUGACGGCAAGAGAAUAGUGCUGCUGGCUGAGGGUCGCCUGCUGAACCUCAGCUGCUCCACCGUGCCCACCUUCGUCCUCUCCAUCACCGCCACCACCCAGGCGCUGGCUCUGAUCGAGCUGUACAAUGCCCCCGAGGGACGCUACAAACAGGAUGUGUAUCUGCUCCCCAAGAAGAUGGAUGAGUACGUGGCCAGCCUCCAUCUCCCUACGUUUGACGCACACCUCACAGAGCUGAGUGACGAGCAGGCCAAAUAUCUGGGCUUGAACAAGAACGGGCCCUUUAAGCCAAACUACUAUAGGUAUUAAAAACCAGAGUCGGGGGGGGGUUGGACUGAAGAAAUGCAAAUACUCCAUGAACGGCACAGCCUCAUUGAAGGAGAGGAGGAGGAGGAAGAUGAGGAGAACAGAAGGAAGGACGGACGGACGGACAGUCAACACGCCUGCUUUGUAUUCGGGGGGGAGGAGCUCAGCCUGAGAGGGGAGGGGUAAGAGGGGGGGGGGGUGUUCCCUGCGCUUAUUGCAGCCGUUUUUAUUUAUUCACGCUCCACAAGAAUAAUGCUAACAUGACCUGACAUCCAUCACGGGCUCCCAGACAUCUUCCUCUGCGAGAUGUUUUACUUCUCUUCAUCUCGUCACUUCACCUCCAUUCAUUCUCUUUUUCUUUAGUCGCUCAUGUGUGUGUCGAUUUGUACGCGAUUUGUACGCAUCCUCCUUCGCCAUUGCCAGAUCUUUUUAUUGUUUAACUAUUAAAGAUGAAAUUAUUGAUGCUGAAAAGAUAUAUACUAUAUAUAAAAAAAUAAAGUUAAAAAAAAAAUCUGUGUGAAUGAAAGUGACCGUUUGAGAUUUAGUGACGGACAAUUUAAAUUUGUUGGUCUUUUUCUUUUCUACCUGUGAUUCUGUUUUUGGUUUUCUCUUGUUGGGGUUAGACCUAGUGGGCGGGGUUAGGCGGGAUCUCAGGGUCCAAUCAUAUGUCUUUUAUUUAAUCGUUUCAUUGAGAUUCUCUGUCUGUUUUUAAACUGUUUUUUAUGAUCAACCUGUAGUUCGUCAAAUCUUCUGUCGUAGUAUGACUGGACGGCGACCGGUGCUUCCCGCCUGUCACUCAAAGCCACGGUGAAACCAUCUCAUUGGCUGCUUCUUUCUCAGCUUCCAGCUGCUCACACGGCACCGGUGUUGAAGUGAUGAGAAGUAUUUCAUACUUGUGAAAGCUAUCCUUUUUCAUUUAGUCUCUUUCUUCACCAAGAAUAACUCAACUAUAUUUGAAGCAUGACAGGUUGACAGAUCAUUACAAGGGGUAUACUGUAUAUUCAGAUAUUUAUAUUGAAAUUUAAGAUUUUUCUAUCUUUUUCUCUCCUGCGUCAUCCAAUAUCAUUACUUUUGAAGAAAAGAAAAAAAAAUCAACAUGUCAAUAAAAUAAGCAAUUAAAUGUUCUAAUGAUAAGCGUAAUAAAUGUACUUAACACUCACUUUGCAUACUGUGACGGAAAAUAAUUACAGAGAUACCAAAUGAAUGCCACAGUGAUUUAUGUUCUUUACUUUCCAAGAAGCACAUUUACUUUCACUCAGAUUCAUGAACGUUUGCCUGUGAAGGGUUUUACUUAUUUUUAUUUUUUAAGAUCUCCAAACUUGGUGUUCUAUCCAUACAUUUUAGUUUGUCCUCCCCCCCCCCCCCCCCCUAAAAGGCUCGGCCCAUAUAAUGAUCUGCAGCCAAGUGCACCUGAACCAAUCCGGUCCGCGGCAACCUUUAGCCUGCUGGGAGACGCUGCUAGCGCUGCUCUCACACAGAUGGGUCAAAUGCUGAAACACACACACACACACACACACAGUUCUGAAAAUGUACUGCACUUUGUAUGGAAAAUAAAUUUGAUCCUUUCCAGAUUUUUCAAAUGGCACAACAAGCUUCUUUCUUUUUACCAGUUUAAGAAAUACUACAAAAUACAAAUAGCACAAUUCAUGCAUUUGUUUUGUGGUUGUGAUAUGACGAGUAACGACACAAUAUUUAAUACCAACCAAAGUCUUUAAAGGUUUUUUCUUUUUACAUUUUGGUAAAUUGCCACAGUCACUUUCUUGCAGAAAAUUGAGAAAAAGUACACCGAUCUCGUUGUAUGAUAAAUGUGUUGCAGGAGCUAGCAGCCAGUUGGUUAUCUCAGCACAAAGGUGACAACAACCUAGCCUAACCAACCUGGCUAGCUGUUUCCCCAAAUUGCCAAACUAUAUCUUGCAAAUAUAAAAUAAAAAACAAUUUGAAAGGUACAUCGGAACAUAAACCAAUAGCUCUCGUCUAUAUGCCACCAUGUAAUGACCAGAUCUCACACGACCUCAAUGUCACUUUGCUCCCUGCCAAUGUUUAAGCAUUUCUCUGUUGAGAAGCCCCUCUUCAAGUAGUGUGACCUGUUGUCACUAGUUUUUUUUUCUUUUUCUCCCUUUUGUGAGCGUGAAUGUGUGUCAAAAAGUAUGUUCCCUCUUGAGAGAAAGUGCGUGUGUGUCUAAAUAUCUUUCUGUGCUUGUACACAUCCUUUUUUUAGUUGGCCAUGUUGCUUUGCUAACCGCUGCCUCAGGAUCCGAGCCUGUGCGUUGGCAGGAGAACCCAAUGUGAGUUUUUUUUGUUUAGUCAGUCGUGAGCUGACCAACGGACGGGCGGGCGGGGGAAGACACCAGCAUCAUAUCCUGUAUGUAUACGCAUACGAUAUACAGAUAUGACAACCUUUACAAGUAGAGGAAGGUAAAAGAAGAAUCCACUCCACUGUAUUUAUUGUUGUAAAUCCUCAUACAGUGCAAACUGGUGAAAUUCUCAAACAUGUUUUAAGUUGUCUAAUUAAGAAAAGAAAGAAAAAAACCUAUGUUUAAAUAUUGCAAGUGAUAAUGGUAGAUGAUGAGCAAUAAUAAUAAUUAAAAAAACAUUAUGUAAUGUUAAUGAAUAAAGAUGUAAAAAUUGUAA